AUGAAACUUAUAAAAAAUUUGCUAUUGCUUAAUCAAAACAAAUUAUUUAUUCGCUUGUUAAAUUAUCAAUUCAAUGAUAAGAAUGUAAUAGUUACUGAUAAUACUGUCGAAAAUAAUGAGCAAUUAUUUGAUAAUUUCGGUCGACAACAUACAUAUUUGAGAAUAUCGCUCACUGAGCGGUGCAAUUUACGAUGUUUUUAUUGUAUGCCUGAAAAUAGUAUCAAAUUAAAUAAAAAAUCCAAUAUAUUAACAACUGACGAAAUUAUUCGAUUAGUUAAUAUAUUCGCUAUGAAUGGUGUAAAUAAAAUUCGUUUGACUGGUGGUGAACCAACAAUAAGAAAAGAUUUAUUGGAUAUUAUUCGAGCGAUUUCUUCCAUAAAAGGAAUUAAAGAAAUUGGUUUAACGACGAAUGGUAUAUUAAUAGCGAAUAAAUUAAAGGAUUUCGUGAAUGCGGGUUUAAAUAGAAUUAAUAUAAGUUUGGAUACGUUAAAUUCAAAUAAAUUCAUAAUGAUAACUAAACGAAAUGGUUUAAAUAAAGAAAAAAAAAUUAAUAUUUGCAACUCAAAAUUGUUUGCCUAUAGGCUAUGUCUUUUAAGAAAUUUUAUUCGCCAAAGAAAUCGAUUCAGUUUUUAUUUAUCUUUUAAUUUUCAGAAAAUAUAUGUUAGAUUUAUCGAAUAUAUGCCAUUUAAUGGGAAUAAAUUUGAGAAAAAUAAAAUGGUACCAUAUAGCGAAAUGCUGAAAAUAAUUCAAAUGAGGUAUCCAAUGGUGCUAAAAAUAAAAGAUCCACUAAAUAGCACAGCGAAAUCGUAUCAAAUUCAUGGAUUUCAUGGUAAAUUCGGAUUCAUUACAUCAAUGUCUGAACAUUUUUGCGAUACAUGCAAUCGACUUAGAAUAACUGCUGAUGGUAAUCUUAAGGUAUGCUUGCAUGGCAAUGCUGAAAUUUCUUUGAGAGAUCUAAUGAGAUCGGGCGCAGCAGAUUUUGAAGUAAUUUUUGCUGUACGAGAUGCCUUGAAACGUAAAAUGAAGCAACAUGCAGGUACCAUAACUGAUCGCUUCUUUUUACUAAUAUCUAAUCUUUCAAACUUGUCUUAUAUCUUAAAAAUGAGGCUUUUCGGAGUUACGGGUGAAGUAAUGAACAAUUUGAUAAAUAAUAAGAAUAAAAAAGGUGAUGCAAUGCAAAUUGCUAGGAUUGCGGCGAUACAAGCCACUAAAAUGACUUCUAAUUUAAUACCUUUGUGUCAUAAUAUUCCUUUAUCAUCUGUUAAUGUUGAUAUAGAACUUUUAAAGGUUUUAAUAAGAUCGGAAGUUAAGACAAAUUGGAAGACUGGUGUAGAAAUGGAAUCACUAAUGUCCGUUUCGAUCGCUGCUCUUACUAUAUACGAUAUGUGCAAAGAGAUUACGCAUGAUAUUAUUAUUAAAGAUGUUCGUUUAAUAGCGAAAAGUGGUGGAAAAAAUGAUUUUGGCAAUGAAAAUCUCUAA
Messenger RNA from Dracunculus medinensis (Guinea worm), 1479 nucleotides. The record is from the annotation of a GenBank genome assembly. Lineage: Eukaryota; Metazoa; Nematoda; Chromadorea; Rhabditida; Dracunculidae.